Dermacentor albipictus is the source of this 934-nucleotide messenger RNA. RefSeq names its product mesencephalic astrocyte-derived neurotrophic factor (gene Manf). Gene Ontology annotation, biological process: neuron projection development; dopaminergic neuron differentiation. Gene Ontology annotation, cellular component: endoplasmic reticulum. The record is from RefSeq and is a predicted model, not a curated record. NCBI's taxonomy places the organism in Eukaryota, Metazoa, Arthropoda, Arachnida, Ixodida, Ixodidae.
CGCGACUAGCCUCCCUGAAACGCUGCUUUCUGCAGCUGCCGGCAGGCAGGGGAACAAGUUUAUGCUCAAGCCGUCGCGGCAGAAGCUCGCAUCGCCAUAGGUGAAGGAGGCAGCCAAGAUGAUGCGAUCCAGCACUGAAGUGCCAGUGCUCCUGCUGAUCCUUGUGGUGUGCCUGCAAGCCUCGUUACUUCUUGUCUCGGGGAAGACGUUGAAAGAAGGUGAAUGCGAAGUGUGUGUGGGUGUUCUCAAGAAGCUUCACACGAGGCUGGAAGUCGAGGAGAGGACCAAUGAGGACUCCAUCACAGCGGGCUUUAUGGAACUCUGCAAAGAUGUCAAAGGGCCAGAGCAGCGCUUUUGCUACUAUGUUGGUGGCCUGGAGGAGUCGGCUACAAGGAUCGUGGGCGAGAUGUCCAAGCCGUUCAGCUGGGGCAUGCCCCUUCUGAAGGUGUGCGAGAAGCUGCUGGCCAAGGACGCCCAGAUCUGCGACCUCAAGUACCCAAAGGUUAUCGAUUUGAAGACAGUGGACCUAAAGAAGCUGAAGGUCAAGGACCUCAAAAAGAUCCUCAACGACUGGGACGAGCGGUGCGAAGGUUGCGUCGAGAAGACCGACUUUGUCAGGAGGAUAGAGGAGCUGAAGAAGGUGCACAUGCGCGAAGAACUCUGACCUCUGCGUGGUGUUUGCGCUGCUGUACAGAUAGACCACCACCACCACAAUGGCUACCACUGCAAGGCGUGUCCUCUUCACUCCCGCUGGUCACCGACUCCUUUGUCCUCCUCCAUAACUGCUCCCCCUUUUUCGUUGUUGUUGGCAGGGCAGUGGAGUCCUUGGUUACAUUUUUGGGGAAAGGGUGGGUAGCAUUCUAAUUUAUCAACUUUUUACACUGCUUAUAUGUACAGGGCAUGAGUAAAGGACUGUCGCUUUUUUUUCUUCUCA